Messenger RNA from Monopterus albus (swamp eel), 7142 nucleotides. Its product is annotated as ankyrin repeat and sterile alpha motif domain-containing protein 1B-like. NCBI's taxonomy places the organism in Eukaryota, Metazoa, Chordata, Actinopteri, Synbranchiformes, Synbranchidae. Gene Ontology annotation, cellular component: cytosol. Gene Ontology annotation, molecular function: ephrin receptor binding. The coding region runs from base 709 to 2193 and encodes 494 amino acids. The record is from RefSeq and is a predicted model, not a curated record. The transcript has 11 exons. Gene Ontology annotation, biological process: ephrin receptor signaling pathway.
AGAGUGAGGCAGAUAUAUGUCGAGUGGCAGAGGGAGCAGGGUGACGAUCGACACCCUGAGAGAAGAUAGAGACGGGAGGAAGACAGAAGAAAGUGAGCGAGAGGACGAGGCAGAGAGAGAGUGAGGGAACGAGGGAGGAAAGCAGCGCUCAGAGAAAGGAGAGAGAAAGAGAGAGGAGGCUGCAGGAGCAUACAGAUGAGAGUGGGAGUACUUGAUGAAGAGAAAUCUACAGCACAGGCAGCUCUCGCUCUUUCUCUCUCUUACGCACACACAAACCCGCGCGCACACACAUGCUCAGGGGAGCAGGGAGCAAGCGCAACAGCUGAAAAAGAAAGGGGCCACUGUGCUGUGCGCGACAAACAUAGUCAGUCGCUUUAGCUUGCGGAUCUAUACCUCCAGUCUCAUCCAGCCCUCAUCUCUGGCAGGAUUUUACCCCCAGAACAGAAGCUUUUUCUGUGGAUAUAACUUCAGCCUUCACUCCUUCUCAUCCUCCCCCAGGCUGGAUUCAGAGCAAGCAUCAUCUGGAUGCCUUGACCUAACCUUUACCUGCUUGCACCCGUGCAUGCUGACCUCCUCCAUCAUCACCAUGCCUCUAGCCUAGCCCACCCCCUCCUUUUCUUCUUCCUUCUUUAUUUACCUUUUCCCCCUCUACACGCCCUCCUUUCAUUCUCCUCCUCCUGCUGCCUUGCCAAAAGACUCCUCAAAAGCAUGGCGGGCUCUUUUGACAGCCACUUUGCCCGCCAUAACAUGAUGUGGCAGUGCCAGUUGUCUCAGCCGGAUUGCCGCUGCUACCGUGUGGAUGGCUACUCCCUACUGAAGCGUUUGCCCCUCCACCCCCUCAUAGGUCCUCGCUGCCCACUGCAGUCCGUGGGCCAGUGGCUCGACUCCAUCGGUCUGGUCCAGUACGAGAACCACCUGCUGGCCAAUGGAUUUGACAAUGUUCAGUUCAUGGGCAGCAAUGUGGUGGAGGACCAGGACCUGCUGGAGAUUGGGAUUCUCAACUCGGCCCACAGACAACGUCUCCUACAGGCCAUCCGGCUGCUGCCCAGGGUGCGACCUGUUGGUUAUGAUGGCAACAACCCCACGUCAGUGGCAGAGUGGCUAGAGUCGUUGGAGCUUGGCGACUACACCAAGGCUUUCCUCAUCAACGGUUACACAUCCAUGGAACUGGUCAAGAAGAUCUGGGAGAUCGAGCUCAUCAAUGUAUUGAAGAUCAAUCUUAUCGGACACAGAAAACGGAUCUUGGCCUCAUUGGGGGAUCGGCUACACGAAGAUACCCCACAAAAGCCUCCACGGGCCAUCUCACUAAGGGAGCCUGGUGGGAACCACACUCCUCCCCAACUCAGCCCAUCUGUGGGCCAGGCAGCGUACACGACAGGGAUCCCAGGUGGAUCUCUGGACGUGCAGCACCUCAUCAUGCAGGCGGAUGCCCGGCGCAGGCAGCGCAGCAACGACAACUACUUCGAUGACGUGCCGCGAUCCAAGCUGGAGCGACAGAUGGCUCAAGUCAGCAUGGCAGGCGAGUGGUGCGAACCAAUCACUUUGCGUCCACCAAAUGAGGCAACCUCGUCCACUCCGGUGCAGUAUUGGCAGCAUCACCCCGAGAAGCUCAUCUUUCAGUCCUGCGACUAUGAAGCCUAUUACCUGGGCUCCAUGCUGGUGAAGGAGCUGAGAGGGACGGAGUCCACACAAGACGCCUGCGCCAAAAUGAGGAAGUCGACAGAACAGAUGAAGAAGGUGCCGACCAUCAUACUCUCUGUGUCCUACAAAGGAGUAAAGUUCAUCGAUGCCACAAAUAAGAACAUCAUUGCAGAGCAUGAGAUUCGUAACAUCUCAUGUGCAGCUCAGGAUCCAGAGGAUCUGUCUACAUUUGCCUACAUCACCAAAGACCUCAAGUCCAGUCACCACUACUGCCAUGUCUUCACUGCUUUUGAUGUGGUCAGUACUGGCAGUGGAGCUGUGCAUUUACAGACAAAUAUCAUAUUCAUUAAACUUAGCGGCCACGGUUCAUCCACCUUGCCCGAGAGCUUUGACGGCAAGACCAACAAACCCAUCCCCAAACCCCGCAUCAACAUCCGCAAAUCUAUGGAGCAGCCAGACCAGAAAGGCCACGCCAACGUGCCGUGGAUUGUGGAGCCCGGUCAGGAGGCGAAGAGAGGAGUCAACACCAAGUACGAGACCACUAUUUUCUAACAUACACCUGCCUUGUCCACUCCUGUGUGUGUGUGUGUGCCUUUCAGAGGUUGCCCUGUACUGGGGCCCUGCCCCGGAGUUGGGCACGAGCGACCGUGUCGCCUCACCGGCUGAAAACUAAAAACAAAACAUCCCGCCCCGCCCCCCGUUAGCCAAGCCUGUCUGCUGCAUGAUGACAUUUGGCGCUGCUCUCUCUCUCCUUCCCUCUUUUGUUUCCGCCGUCCCGGGUCCCAUCUUCCUGCCUGCGGGGCUGGCGCAUGACCUUUGAACCCUGGGCUGCAGUGCACCUCUGUCUCCACCUGUAGGGGAACAGGCAGCUUAGUUUAUUCACUUCCUGUUUGUCAGCCAGCCAGCAGACAACUAAUUUGUUAUUCUGCCUCCCCCUGCCCCCUUGUGUUGACGGGUGUAACCAUUUGGCUGUGUCUCUCUCCUCCAGCUGCCUCCAUCGCUCAGUAUUCUCUACACUUCAGCCCCUCUGUCCAACUGCCCCACCAGCUUCAAUGUAAUUUGAAACCAGAAAAUUACGAAGUGCAUUACUUUUACUGAAGAAAAAAAAAUUGGAGGAUCUGAUUUUGGAAUUAUGACUGUCUCCUAAUUAUGAGAUAAUGCAGGGAUUGGAAUGGUGCAGAACCUGUCUGAGAAUCAUCAGGUUUUAAAGAAUUCUUAAGUAAUUCAGUGACAGUUGUCAGUACAUACAAUAGUACACAACUAAAGUGAACUCUAGUGUAAUUAUUGUAGCACAACAGAGCCCAAGCUUUUAACAUUUAAUGCAACUGUUUCCAAAAAACACUGAUAUUUAAAGCUCAUAAUCAUUAUGUAGAUAAGCUAUAUAGGAUCUAGACAGUUAAAUCAGGUAGCCUGUAAUGCCUCCGUCUUCUCAAAUAAUGUUUACUGAUAACCACUGUAAAAGGUUUUACUAAAUCCUGAUCUUGUAAUUAUGAGAAAACAUUUAACAGUACAUGUUAAUAAGCAUCACUUGUGUGAAUAGAUAUAAACUGACAAGAAACGAAGUAUAAGCUACACUGUUCCAUUGAUGCAGUGUGUUAAUGGGUGCCAUUCGUAGCAAAUAUUUGUUUAUGCUUUGGAUCAGUAAGUACAGCAACUUAACUAGCAGCAGUAAAUUUUUGGUAUGUGUUAAUAUUUUUGGCUGUAUUAACAGAAUUACAAGAAUACUGAAGGAAAAACUUAAACCCAGCACUUCUCAAGCAGGUUCGGAAUGCUUUCAAACUGCUCAGUACAUGUACAUAUAUAUUGAGUUACAGUGUCACCUGCAACAUGGGCUCCUUUGUUUAGCCAAUAUGUGUUUACAAUUUGGAACACCAAGUACGCUGAAUUAGCAGUUCACUUUUGCUCAUACUUGUACCAUCAGUGAAUUACUUCAAUACUAAAGAAUUCUUUCAAACGAUUUUCAGGCAAGUUCUGCAGCAUUCCAAGCCUUGCAUUAUCUCACAGUUAGGCAAAAGUUAGUUGGAAUUGCAAGAAAAUCGUCCAAUUAGUUUUUUCUUUGGCUAAUGCUGUGUGCUUUGCAGAAAACUGCUAAUAGCUGUAACAGUGUUUUAGCUGUCUGUUGAGCUCAGCAUGGGGCGCUGACAUUAAGGAGGGAUAAUGUCUGACAUGGCAAAUGGAGGAAGUUCAGAUUUUUUUAAACAUUUUUUUAAUCAAAGAGGAGAGUUGAUGUAGCACAUUCUAAUUUGGACAAACUGGUUCAUCCAGCAGGCUACUAGAAUGUAAACUUUUUGAUUCUUUAUAUCAGAUUAUUUUUUUGAAAAUACUAACUGUAAACUUGACCUGUGACACAGGAGGAUGUAGGUGAUAUUUUGCUUCUGUAGGACCUUUUUCAGCACGUGCGUGUGUAUAUUUUCAGAAUUAUUUUAAUCACUUGGAUUUUUCCUUGGCCGUGAUCAAUAUUUUAUUUGGGGAAAGAAGUUCUUGUGUGUAAAGGUUUAGCAUGUGGCCUGUGAGACGCAUGGUGGCCAUUUUGGAUUUGCUGAGCAGGGGGGCCGGUGGAGAGGCGGGGUGUGAGGGCUAUCUCGAUAAGUGAUGUCAUCUCAUUUGCAGGGCAAUGCCGGACGCUCAUGUCUAUUACUGUGGAAUGCAAAGAAUGUAGCCAGCCCUAAACACGGACCUUGUCACACAUACAAUGCAAACGGACUACAAAGGACUGCAAACAUGGAUGCCACUUCAGUGUUUAAGGUUGACUACAGAAAUAUUUAUCCACAUGAUGCUUGACACAGUAAACACUGAACCAACAGACAGUGACAUACACUAACAGGACUGCAUCUCGACAGACGGUCUGCUCUGAAUGUACACUUAUUUGAAAGCAGCCUCAACUUUCUGCAACGACAGCAAGACCUGUUUUAUGCGCCAAACGGGGACACAUGACCUUUGAACUUGGGAGGUUACAGGGCAUCUGUUGGUAAAAGACACCAGAGGGCGUCUGGCUGGCUCUUUGGUCUUUUUAAAGGAUAACUGGGUUUUUUGAACCUGCUGCAUUUCCCCUAAAAGUGCAUAUGGUGACUACGGCUCGUGCUAAGUUUGUUACCACUGCCUCGAUUUUUGGGGAGAUGAGAACUUUCGUUAAAAUGUCAUCACCGGGGCAACCAGUUAGCCUCCAAGAAGCUCCAGAACAAACAUAAUUUCAGUCAAAUCAUUUCUCAUGCUUAUCUCCGAGUCAGAAAGAAAGCACAUAUAAAAUAUAACCAUCAAGGGUGGCCAUUACUGCUACCUGCAUAGGACGAUCACCAGUCAGCCAGCAAGUUGACCCAGAUAUAUAUUCCUAUGCAGUUAUAGCUUGGUUGCCCCAGUGACACCUUUUAACACAACUUUUCAUUUCUCUAAAUGUCUACAAUGGUAGUGAUAGCAAAAUGAUCAGCUCUAGAGUCACCAAACCCACUUUUAGGUGAAAUGCAGCAGGUUCAAAAAAACCAAAGUCAUCCUUUAAAUAAAGAAAAAACAGAAUAUAUGCACAAGCGCAUAAAUGUGACUGGACUAGCUGUAACACUUCAGAUGCAACAACUGUGUCUUGGAUGGUGAACCUAUGUGAAGAAACCUGCAUCUGACAUUAAAAAAAAAAAAGUAUUCUAUAAGUAUUGCCCGACAUUUUAAUGUUUAAUAUGAGAGUAUUAUUACAUGAUGAUUAUUCUUGUGCAACUCUUGCCUACUGUUGUCUUAAUGUUAUAUUAUUUUUAUAUGAUAUGCUGAGAUGAAACCUUGGGCUUGAGAAUAAUGUCCAUCCUUUAAAAGAAUCUAGAUGAUCAUACUUGUACGCAGAGUGAAUGUUGCAGGUGGCUAGCUAACUCUUGUCAGGUCAACCCUCCAUCAUUUCUCAUGGGGCUCUACUCUUAUCUAGCAGAUGUACUAUUUUAAACGCAGUAUUACUGUAUUUGGAUGACACAUCAUCCAGUUAUAAAAUGUACAUAGAUAUUUUGCCAACUCAUUGUUCAUACAUGUAAAAGAAUAAAGCAUUUACAUGGCACUCAAAUCAAGGUACCAAAAUAAAGGUUGGAUAUUUAACAACAGCUGGUAGAUUGUGAGAUGUAUUUUGAGUGAAAUGGAUUAUAUGGUGACAUCAAUGCUGACCAACUAAUGUACAUAGGCUUGGGCUUCCAGCACACUGAUUUUUGUAAUUUUGGCCAUUAUUUAUAUCCUUGUAAAGCACAUGGAAUAAAAUACGACUUCUACAACCAUUAUUUAUCCUCAAGAUAGUUUUCUUUUCUUUUCUCAACUACAUAGAGAUGUUUUACAAAAUCUGAAAGGAUAAUUGGUUACAACUUGUCCUGUUUGCUGUAGUUUAUUUGUUCUGAUAAAGUUGUACUUGCCAAAGUAAUUGGAGAAUUGUGGGAACACAUCAGUACAAACGAGACCAGAAAACACUGGUCAGACAAUUAGACCAGUUCUCAACAAACCUAAAGUUUAACUAACCAAGGGCUGCCACUUUAUUUAUUUAUACGUUUUUUUUUGGAAAAAUAAAUAAAUAGAUAAAAAUCACAUUUGAACUGACAUGAAAUUCGUUUGAAUUCAAAUGCAAGAAAAAGAAAGCUUACAUGAUGUAUUUAGAAUGUGUAGCCAACAUUUGGACCCACCGGACUUCUUCAGGGCAAUGUAGAACAGUCAGGCGAGGCUGUAGAACGGCUGCUGCUCCAAUGGUCUGUGAUAACAUUAACUUUGGUAGCAGGAUUGCAGCUGAGUUUGUAAACCAUUUACUGCGACACAGCUCUGGUGUUAUCAUUGUCCGAUCAGCGCGACUUUGCUCGCUACUCUCCUGCAUUUUGUCCUUGUAAACAAUGUUACUAGCUUACUAUACUGAGAGGUCAACAAGACGUAACUCGUCAUGCUGACAGCAAAUGUUAGGUACGUCCUCUAUUGGACCUCAAGGCAAAUUACAUCAAAUGGCCUGGUGCGCUUAUUGACAUAGUGUACAUUGUUGCACUCGAGCAUGUCAUUACUGUCCAAAUUGUGUUUUUACCACAUUCAAACAAAUGUUUCUAAUAAAGUGACAGCCCUACUAAUUCUUAUUAUUCUUCAGUUAAUUGUUUAGUCUACAAAAUGUCAAAUAUCUUUUUCCUCCAUUUUUGGGUGAAAAAAGUUAUUUGACAUUGUCACUCAGAAUCUCGGUAUUUUGUAGAGUAAACAAUUAAUAGACAAAGAUUAUAAUCCGUUGCAGCCCUUGGUUGGCUAAACUUUACCAACCAAAACAUUCAGGUUAUAAAAAUAUAUAACAGAGAAAAGCAGAAAUCUAUAAAUUGUUUAGAAGCAGAAAACUAUUUUGUCAUUUCAAAAUAGUUGGUAAUUAAGUAAGUAGGAAGUCUAAAAACUGAUGGUCAUACUGAGGCUUUAUACCCGUCUGUGUGUCUUAUGACACUGCUGCAUCCCCACAUGUCAACAAUUAAUUUGGUGUGUACAAUCACUGCUGAUACAACCAAAAGUCUAAUUAAACGUUAUUAACCAGA